Messenger RNA from Eublepharis macularius, 3605 nucleotides. It is a transcript of the gene AMOTL1, whose product is annotated as angiomotin like 1. Lineage: Eukaryota; Metazoa; Chordata; Lepidosauria; Squamata; Eublepharidae. Gene Ontology annotation, biological process: hippo signaling; actin cytoskeleton organization; establishment of cell polarity involved in ameboidal cell migration. The coding region runs from base 177 to 3101 and encodes 974 amino acids. The transcript is spliced from 15 exons. Gene Ontology annotation, cellular component: cytoplasmic vesicle; plasma membrane; bicellular tight junction. The record is from RefSeq and is a predicted model, not a curated record.
CCAGUCCUUUCCCUAUACAAACCUUAAGCAAGCCCAGACAACUGCUGCAUACUUUUCAGAGAGGCAUCACCGGAUGAGGAGCAAAUAGCUUACAAGGGGACAGAUCUUAGUCCUCUUUUAGAGUGUGGAGAGCAGAGUUUGCAGCAGACAGGUUGGUACGUGACCUGGUACAGAAGAUGGACUUCGGUGAACCCUGGACCCUGGAUGAUAUCAGCUGGCUGACACACAGUGGGAUUCUUCAUUUUGUCAAUAAAUUAAGAGAAACGGAAGCUUCCAAAGCUGUUCCAGCAAUUUUGGGUGCCACUGAGUCAGGCCCCCCAUCAGUUUGCUACACCUCCAGUACUCCCUCCCAGAUACUGGAAGAAAUUGGCUAUUUGUAUGCAGAGCCUCAACUGCUUACCAGAAGACAAGAUGAUUCCCCAUUCAUGGUAGAAGUGAUCAGUGGUAUCGACGCUGAAGAUCCUCUGAGCAGCUUCCACCCUCCUCACUUCCUCCAGGUCUCAGAGGUGGAGAUGAGAGGUUCGGAGGAUGUUGCCCCUCGCACUGUGUUACAGCGGCUAAUCCAAGAGCUGCGCUAUGGCAACCCGAACGAGAACAUGAACCUGCUGGCCAUUCAGCACCAGGCCACAGGGAGCACAGGACCAUCCAACUCCACUGCCAGCCCGCUUUCUUCUUCUGCAGAAAACCUCGUGCUGGAAGACCCACAAAUGGUCCAGCAGUCGGCACGGCAGGAACCACAAGGCCAGGAGCAUCAAGGGGACAACACUGUGAUGGAGAAGCUGUCCAGGGGCUCCCAGCCUCAGCAGAACAAUGAGGAGCUACCCACCUACGAGGAGGCCAAAGCCCAGUCUCAGUUCUUCCGAGGCCAGCAGCCCAGCGCCGUUGGGCCGAGCGGCUUUUAUGGGGCUGCAGCUUCCUGUCCGAAGUCUAGAACAGAAGGGAGGCCUACUUUGGCCCGUGCCAACAGCGGGCAAGCGCACAAAGAUGACGCUCUUAAGGAACUUAAACAGGGCCACGUGCGGUCUCUAAGCGAGAGGAUCAUGCAGCUGUCGUUGGAGAGAAAUGGUGCGAAACAGCAUCCCCCGGCCUCGGGGAGAAGCAAAGGGUUCAAAGCGGGUGGACCGCCCUCGUCCCAGACAGCAGGCAAAGGCAUGGAUCUGAGGGGGCCGCCACCAGAGUACCCCUACAAAAGCAAACAGGUGGUGUCUCCAGUGAGCAAAACUCAGGAGCAUGGAAUGUUUUUUAAUGACCAGCAUUCUGCAAUGAUGCAGGAAAUUGCGAAAUCCUCCUAUUCGGCUCCACAGCCUACAAGGACUGAAGGAGCUGUUGUCCGAUAUCAGCCUCCCCCAGAAUAUGGCACAAGCAGCCGUCAAAGCCAGCCGUCUUUUCCAUCCCUCCCCAUGCAGCAGCAGCAGCACAGCCCAAUGUCCUCCCAAGCCUCCUCCCUGACAGGCCCGUUGCACUCUGUAUCUUUGCCGCCGUUUUCGAUGGCUGCGGGGUCCCAGUCUCUGCCUGCCACUCCUCCCAGCCAGCAGCAACUCCCACCGGAUGCAUUUGCGAUCGUGCAGCGAGCUCAGCAGAUGGUAGAAAUGCUGUCAGAAGAUAAUGAGGCUCUGCAGAAGGAACUGGAGGGCUACUAUGGGAAAGCAGACAAACUUCAGAAGUUUGAAAUAGAAAUUCAGAGGAUUUCAGAAGCGUAUGAAGACUUGGUGAAGACCACCACCAAGAGAGAGUCCCUCGACAAGGCGAUGCGAAACAAACUCGAAGGGGAAAUCCGACGCCUCCAUGACUUCAACAGGGACCUGCGGGAGCGAUUGGAGACAGCCAAUAGGCAGCUGGCCAGCAGACAGUUCGAUGGGCUUGAAGAUAAGACAACAGAGGGUCUCUAUUCCUCUCAGAAUAAAGAGAAGAUGGAAAUGGAGUUGACAGCCGUGCGUCUGACCAAUGAGGAACAGCGAAGGCAUAUUGAAAUCUUGGACCAGGCUCUGAACAACGCUCAGGCCAGAGUCAUCAAACUGGAAGAGGAGUUGCGGAAGAAGCAGGUGCAAGUGGAGAAGGUAGAGAAGCUUCAGCAGGCGCUGGCUCAGCUCCAGGCCACCUAUGAGAAGCGGGAGCAACUGGAGCGCCGCUUGCGCACGCGGCUGGAAAGAGAGCUGGAAUCUCUGCGGAUGCAGCAGAAGCAAGGCAAUUACCAGGCAUCCACCUUGCCAGAGUACAAUGUGCCUGCCUUAAUGGAGCUGGUGCGGGAGAAGGAGGAGAAGAUUCUGGCUCUGGAAGCUGACAUGACCAAGUGGGAGCAGAAGUACUUGGAAGAGAGCACCAUCCGACACUUUGCCAUGAAUGCUGCGGCCACAUCAGCCACGGAGAAGGAUGCUUCAGCCCCUAAUCACUCGCGGAACGGCAGCUUUAGCGAGAGCUCUCUGGAGGUCCGCAUGUGGCAGGAAGAGGAGGAGAUUUUGCAAGCCAACCGGAGAUGUCAGGACAUGGAAUACACAAUAAAGAAUCUGCAUGCAAAAAUCAUAGAGAAAGACGCCAUGAUCAAGGUCCUUCAGCAGCGGUCCAGAAGGGAUCCUGGCAAAAGCGACGCUGCGAGCUUGCGGCCUGCCCGGUCUGUCCCGUCUAUUGCUGCAGCCACGGGAACUCAUUCCCGCCAGACCUCCCUCACUGGCCACCAGCUGGUUGAGGAGAAGAAAGAAGAUGGGGCUUGGAAAGGGAGCGUAGGCCUGCUCUUAGGGAAGGACCCCCAGGAACAUUCAUCCAUACCUUCGCUGCCACCUCCGCCACCCUCAUUGUCAUCGGCAGUGUCCUCGUGGCCAGUGACGGUGUGCCAUGCUAAAACAGGGAGCAAAGACAGCAGCACUCAGACGGAAAAGGGGUCUGAGCUUUUCUGGCCAAACUCAGCUUCCUUCCCUGGCCGCGGAAAGUUUAGUAACACUCCUGUUGGCAGCCCAGCUAUGAGGCACACAGCAGCCAAGGGUGUCGGCGAGAGACUGGAGCACUCCCCCAGCCAUGGGAAGCUACCUGAUGGCAAAGGAAAGCUAAGCAGUCUGCUCCACAAGCCUGAAUUCCCGGAUCCGGACAUGAUGGAAGUCCUUAUAUAAAGUUGCGGCAGCUUCCUCCACUUCUUGUGCAAGAGCACAUAAUCCCCAGGAGGGUCUCGUUGUUGAUGUCGUGCAAACCUUGAGAACUUUGGAAAAUAAAUAAAAUCUAGACUGAGAAAGAUUAAAUCUGGAAGGAAAAACCGGGUAAACCUGACUUUGUUCUUGCCAAAGCGGAAUGUGUGUGGGAGGUCGGAAACAAGUGGACAUUUUGGACUAUCUGCUACAGACAAUCAAAAGAGUGUUGACCAUGGAGAUGUGGAUGAAGGAGGUGGUGGCAGCAAUUCAUAGGAAGCGACAUUUUCUGUUGCAAAGAAAUUCUCUCUUGCACAUCGUUAGAAGGUGCAGUUGUCAUGCCGGGUGCUGUUCUGCAAUGACCUGGAUGAUGUUUUUAUCACUGCUGUUGGCUAACUAGAGCUGCUACAUUCCCUGUGUGAAACUUCUUGUACCGCAUACACAUCUGGGAUGAGGGAGCAGGACUUCCGGUUAUUAAAGUUUUAGAUAUUA